This is a messenger RNA of Drosophila mojavensis, 1713 nucleotides long. It is a transcript of the gene Ctns, whose product is annotated as cystinosin homolog. Gene Ontology annotation, biological process: L-cystine transport. The coding region runs from base 385 to 1560 and encodes 391 amino acids. NCBI's taxonomy places the organism in Eukaryota, Metazoa, Arthropoda, Insecta, Diptera, Drosophilidae. Gene Ontology annotation, cellular component: lysosomal membrane. The record is from RefSeq and is a predicted model, not a curated record. The transcript has 10 exons. Gene Ontology annotation, molecular function: L-cystine transmembrane transporter activity.
GAAUUGAUUGCCUGUAAAUAUUGUGACCUGAAUGCCUAUUGACUGUAUGACUCUCAAUUAACACAAUGAAGAUAUAUUAGCAUUUACAUAUACCACUCAACAUUUGCAUAUAUGUAUCUAUGUGUGCAUGUAUGUAUGUGUGGUUAACAAAUUUCGCAUACAGAGAGUUGUUGAACUGAAGUUCUUAACAAAGUGAAAUUACAACUGUAAAUAAAACCAAUUAAGCGAAUUCGAGCAAAUACUCAUACGACCCACACCCAUAGAGUAUGCAAUGAAUACAUAGGGAGUCAUGUAUUUCAAAUUUCUGUUGAUAACAGAACAUGGUAAUGGAACAACUUAAUUUGCAAGUGUUUUAAGACUACAAAUAAAGAAAACCAAACAAAAAUGUUUUAUCGUUUUCGUUACUUGCGGCAAGUGCUUGUUCUUGCAUUGUUCAUUACAAUUGGACUAUCAGGAGUAACAGCCAAUGUUCUAAAUGUAGACACUCACGACUUGACAGUGUUGGUAAAUGACAACAAAAGUUUUUUGAUCUAUGUCAGCGACCAAUUAACUGAAGAUAUCGAUGUGACUUUGAUCAAACAACAUGAGUAUCAUCUGGACCUGUACCCCGAAACCUUCUCAUGCCGUAAAGGCAUAACAGCCGAACAAGUAGUUGUUGUAAGGGGUCGAGCGGCGGGUCAUGUGGAGGUCACAGCAAAGAGCAGCUCCAAGGAUGCAUCACUCACUGAAAAUCUGUUCGUUCGGGUCGUUGUGGCCAAGUCGGAGGCCAUAAUCUAUUCCUCCAUUGUCUUUGGCUGGAUAUAUUUUGUGGCCUGGUCCGUGUCGUUUUAUCCACAGAUCUGGAUCAACUACCGACGCAAGUCGGUAGAGGGCCUGAACUUUGAUUUCAUAACAUUGAACAUAGUUGGGUUCACAUUGUACAGCAUGUUCAAUUGUGGACUCUACUUCAUCAAAGGCUUGCAAAACGAAUAUAGCGAACGGCAUCCGCGCGGCGUCAAUCCGGUUAUGCUGAAUGAUGUCGUCUUCUCACUGCACGCCAUGUUCGCAACAAGCAUCACGAUCGUGCAAUGUUUCAGAUAUGAGCGUGGACAGCAACGUGUGUCGAAAGUCGCAUAUGGUCUGUUAUCAAUAUUUGCGCUUAUUGUGAUCAUAUCAGCGGGACUGGCUGGAGGAUCUGUUAUAGACUGGCUGGAUUUCCUAUACUAUUGCAGUUAUAUCAAAUUGGCGAUUACAAUUAUUAAAUAUAUUCCACAAGCGCUAAUGAACUAUAGGAGAAAAAGUACAGAAGGAUGGAGUAUUGGUAACAUUUUAUUGGAUUUUACUGGAGGUACUCUGAGUAUGCUGCAAAUGUUGUUAAAUGCCCAUAACUAUGACGAUUGGCCUUCAAUAUUUGGUGAUCCAACCAAGUUUGGGCUUGGCCUAUUUUCAGUGCUCUUUGACAUAUUUUUCAUUCUUCAACAUUAUGUGUUUUACAGGCAUUCGAACAAACGUACGGAAACAGUUUCUGAUUUGACGACAGACACUGUGGCCCCAAAUGAUGUUCAUAUUGAUACAAAAUAAAACAGGGUUAAACUUAAGUAUUCAUAAUGUUGUUAACUGUUAAAAGGUUAAAGAUUGUGUUAAACUUGUUAUAUUUUUGCUAAGUUAUUGUUUUUUCACUUAAUAUAUACUGCAAGUGUAUGUAAAUAAGCUGAAAUACAUUUUAAAAUCAAA